This is a messenger RNA of Cylindrotheca closterium, 651 nucleotides long. Lineage: Eukaryota; Bacillariophyta; Bacillariophyceae; Bacillariales; Bacillariaceae. The record is from the annotation of a GenBank genome assembly.
AUGGAAGCAAGAAGUGCGAUGCACAUACUCAAUGCUCCAAGCACCAAAAGUCUGAAGUAUGCGAUCCAAUCUGGUCUCAUCAAGAACUGUCCUAUCACUGGAGAAGCGAUCAAUCAUGCCAAAGCAAUCUUUGGACCUGAGGCAUCUACAUUAAAAGGCAAGUCAACAAGACCAACUCCAAAGAAGACACACGAUGACUUCUUCAGUCCACAAGAGGAAUUGUAUCAACAUAAUCGAUCUAUUACCGUCUGUAUUGAUCACAUGGAGAUCGAGAAUGCUAAGUUUCUCACCUGCAUUGAUAGCACUGUGCGUUAUCGCUCAUGUAUUCACAUGCAGAACCUGAAGACUGACCCUGUAUUUGACGCAUUGGAUAAGAUAUUCCGCCGCUACAACAAGGCAGGCGUUCAAGUCAAGACAAUCAAGUGUGAUUGGGCAUUCAUUCCUCUAACGGAUGAUAUGCUAGAGGGUAUGGGUGUUACUAUUGACCCGGCUGCAGCUGGGGACCACAAGCCUACCGCUGAGCGAAACAAUAGGACGCUGAAAGAAAGAGUCAGAGUAGCUCUUGCACGUUUACCCUACAGAGUGGUCCCAAAGGUGAUCACUGAAUGUCUUGGACGUCAAGCCGCCGAGCUAUUGAAUGUCUUUCCCUAG